Molecule: messenger RNA, 8186 nt
Organism: Talpa occidentalis (Iberian mole)
Lineage: Eukaryota; Metazoa; Chordata; Mammalia; Eulipotyphla; Talpidae
Gene: ZBED3
Product: zinc finger BED-type containing 3
Exons: 2
Coding region: 2521-3222 (233 amino acids)
Biological process (GO): regulation of transcription by RNA polymerase II
Molecular function (GO): transcription cis-regulatory region binding
Source: RefSeq, a predicted model, not a curated record
AUAACUUUACAUAUUGCAAAUACAACUUCUUUUACAGAAUAGAUUCCCAGAAAUCUCUGAUUGCCUAUUUUUAAUUAAUACAUUGCCAGAAUGCUUUCCUAAAAGCUUUCAUAACCCUCCUAGUAAAGCAUGAGUAAUACAUCCCUUUUUCUGACUCCCUUUUAGCUUUAGUUGGCUGAUCUUUAUAUUUUUGUUACCAAGAUGGAUGUAAAACGAGACCUCAUUGUUACUUCAACAGCACUUUCUGUACAUAAAUGAUACUGUGUCUAUUCACAAAUUUCCGGCCAUUUGAUUUUGCUCUUAGGUCAUCUGGCUACUCAUAUUUUUUGCCCAUUUUCCAUUUGGGCUGUUGGUCUUUUUCUUGUCAGUCUGUAAGAUCUCUGUGUAUUCGGGUUAUGGCUGAAGAGUGUAAAACUCUCUGAGCCAAGAAGGCUAAAAGAAGGCUAACUAGGCGGCUUCUCUCCCACCACACUGGAGGGGCAAUGUAAAUGAGCUUGGGGGUAUGUUUAGCAGAACUGGGUAGGCUGUUAUGCCCCGCAGCCACAGACUGCUAGUCUCGCUGUAGAUAGUGAAUCUGAACAGAAGACUGUAAAUGGAGCCAGACUGCAGCUGUGUGUGGAGGACUGAGAAGGUGAGGCAGUUGCGUACCGUGCUGCCUUCCACUGGUUAAGACCUCCAAGAGCGAAGGCCUGCCAAAGCAGAGGAUGUCCCUCUGCCGCCCUCAGAGGGGCAGCACUGUGCUGGCCAACAACUGUAGUGCUGCCUGUCCCUGGCGCAGAUGAGGCCUUCCACCAAUUCUAAAGGAUUCAGACAUCAGAAUCAGAGCUUCUCACCCUUCUUUCCACGUUAACACUUCUAAGAGAUGGCAUCCAUGUAUGUGCCUCUUACUAGGACAUUCCAGAUUUGAAGAAACCAGAGACAUCUUACAGGGAGGUAAAGCAUGACAGUUAUUGUCACCUUUGGCACUUUUACAAGAACAUCAGUAAUGAUUAUUCUCAGAUUGUGACACAGGUAAGAGAGUCUUUAGGUUUUGUGCAAUUUUUAAUACCCAACUCAAGAAUGCAAGGCCAAACUCUUGAUAUUAUGCAAAAACUUUAAAUCUCUUCUGAUUUAGAAAACAGAGGUUCAUUAUAUUAUUCUCACCAUGCUUGUGUAUAUUCAGUAAUAAAAAAAGGGACCUCUGGAAAGAUAAGAUUCAAAUGUAGAAGGAAAUAAAAUUCCAUUUUAAAAAAAGUAAGUGUAGAAAAUAAUUUUAGUUAAAGUUUGGCCACAAAAAAUAUUUUUAAGACCAAAACCAUUACAAGUUAUUCUUAAAGGUGCUCUGAAACUCCCCUCUUCAUCCCACCACUACCUACUUUGGGGACUUUAGCAACUUAAUAUACCCAUAGGGGUAAAUCUAGCCUUUAUUUUAUAAAGACCUUUUCUACUAAUUGUCGUUAUGAGUAAUCAUAUCCAAAUCAAUGCAUACUGUAUCAGAAGAUAUGUACCUAGCUAUUUCCUUUGUUAGAAAACAACUGGCAUUUGUCUUUUUUGAUAAUUCUGGUAAAUUUACUUUUUGUUUAAUGUGAGAGAUGAAGUUGAAUGUCCUGCCUGAUCCUGAGUGGACUUGCUUGAUGGGAAAAACAGGAUGAGGUUUAGAAAACUAGAAUGCAUCUGAAACAAGACUUACCAAUUGAAUUAAAAGCUCACACUAAAUGCUGUUGUAAUUAUUAUAACAACUUAUUUUUCCUGUUGUUUAUCUUCAUUCAUUCCAAGUGACAUUAGUGAGAUUCUGGAACUUUGUCCUCUCCACUGCUACUGGUUCAAAACUUGACAGUAUGAGUGGACACUGGUUGUCUUCAUUGUGCAUCUUCCCUCCAUCUUGCCUUGAUUUUCCCCUUGAAAUAAAUUCUCAGAAGAGCUCCAAGAGUCUGUCAUAUGUUCUCUUAUUUUAAAGUUUCAAAGCAAACUUGCCUAGAAUCACACAUUUGCUCCUUUUUGAAGUUAUUUCCCAAGGACAAACUUUACCUUUGUCUGUCACCCCUUGUUUGAUAGGGUCCUGCAAUGGCCAGUUGUUUUCCUAAUAAAGAAGAAUUUUGUUGCUUUAUACUGAUCCCUUUAACACGUACUGUAUUGAGUAAAGAAAGAAGCUAUUACUCCUCUUUAUUUUUCUAACUUAACGAAAAGUAUUGACUAAGCUUUGUCAAUGUGGCUGGGAUGAGCAAUACAGAAAACUAGUUUUAUUUGUUUUAUGACUCAAGCACCUAUGAGAAGAUCACAAAAAAUGAACACCAAAAAGGACAGGUGCUAGUCAGUAUUGCUAGUACCUAUUUUAAGGCUGUUUGAUUGAAUUUCUCUUACUCGACUGCCUGUCCUCUGAAUGUACUCCUAGUACUGCUGAUGGUUCUUCAGAACUCAGGAGUCACACUGCAGUGUCUCUACCAGAGCACUAGGGUUGGCUGCAUACCCUGAAGCAAUGACAGGGACCCGAUGGCCGUCAUGACAUGGCCCACCAUCUAAUUUAAAGACGCCGCAGACAGAAUGAGGAGUGACGAGCUGGCCGUGACCAUGGACGAGACCCGCGGGCCGGAAGACGCUGCGGCUCUGGGCGGCCCGGGCGCGGGGCUGGCGCCGGCGCCUUCCGGCCGCCUGGGGGCGCCAUACUCCGAGGCCUGGGGCUACUUUCACCUGGCGCCCGCGCGCCCGGGACACGCGGCGGGCCCCUGGGCCACCUGUCGGCUCUGCGGCGAGCAGGUGAGCCGCGGCCCGGGCUUCCACGCGGGCACGCCGGCACUGUGGAAGCACCUGAGGAGCGCGCACGGGCGGGAGCUGGAGAAGAGCGCCGCCCGCCGCUCGCCGCCCGCCGGCCCCUGCCCGCCGCCGCCGGCCCCCGGCCCCGCCGCGGCCGCGGAGGGAGACUGGGCGCGCCUGCUGGAGCAGAUGCGCGCCCUGGCCGUGCGCGGGAGCCUGCGCGAGCGCGAGCUGGCGCGACGCGAGGCGGCGGUGGAGCAGGGCGAGCGCGCCCUGGAGCGCAGGCGGAGGGCCCUGCAGGAGGGGGAGCGCGCGGUGGCCCAGGCCCGGCGGGAGCUGCAGGCCGAGAGGGAAGCGCUGCAGGCGCGGCUGCGGGAAGUGAGCCGCCGCGAAGGCGCCUUGGCCUUGGCGCUUGCCCCGCAGCAGACUCCGCUUAAAGAGGAGCCGGACGCGGAGAGGGAUGGCUGCAUCAUCACGAAGGUCCUCCUGUAGGCUUCUGCACCCUGGUCCGUGUCUUCACCAUCACCUGGGAGCAGAGUCUCGGGCCUCCUGCCGCCUCGCGCCAUCAGGCUCUCCAAGUGCGAGGCUUCCAGCAGCUCUUGGGAAGCAAGAGUAGAACCCAAAUUACGCUCUGGAGUUCGGGGCGCUUGGAGCGCAGGCUCCAGUGACUGUAGGCUUUCCGUGGGCAUCAGUGUCCCAGGUGGCUUUCCUCUGCCUUUGAGAAUGAGAGUCCCGGCAGCCUGUCAACUAGAUCUCAUGGAGCCAUAGCCCCUUAUUCUGUGACUUUUAGAAGCUUCCUUAUCCAGGGAGACUGGCACAUCACGUGGCCAUAUACCAGCCCGGGCAGCCACGAAAAUGAGGAUAAAGCAUUUUACCCUAAAAGAGAAGUUUACUCAUUUCCUAAUGAAUGUUUGUCCAGUGCCAGGUUCCAAAAAGGGGACCGACAUUCAUUAGUUUCAUGACAGCUUUUUACCCGUUAUCCGUGCUUCAUCAGGGCAGCCUGGGAGUACCCCUCUGUUGGCGCCCUUCCCGGGCUUGCCCAAGUGCACCCUUUCUUACCUCAGCCAUGUUCUUUCCCACUUCAGACCCGGUGGCAGCUGUCGUGACACUUUCCUGUCUCACGCCUCUUGUAGCAGGACUAACAGUAUGUGACCUCAUCCCCCUGUUGCUAGGAGUGGUGCUUCCUUUCACAUGUGUCUCUACAGUCCUUACUUCUAGGCAUCCCUCCCAUCCUUGGCCAACUUUUCAUCUCUGUUCUCACCCAUUCCUCUUCCACCUUUACUGGGCACUUCCUCUAUUAAUGUACCUCUUUUUCUGGCUCAUUCCCUCCCUUUUCCCAGACACUCUCAGUAAAAUUCAGUCCUCCUUGUACUGAAAAGACAGACUCCCCCAGCCCAGAAGCUGCUCACUGACAACCACCCAAGAAGAGCCUAGUUUGUACUUUCUCCUUAUUCUUUAUCCUGCAUUCCAUGGCCAGCAGGUCACACUACACUGGUUUCUAAGAAGCCACCACAGUCUCCCAAUGGCCAAAGAUGGUGAUUUAUUUUCAGCCUUCAUUAUGCUUAAUUUCUCCUCUUUUGAAAUUUCUCAUUUGGUAGACAGAACUUACCUUUCCUCCAAAGAACCCCUUUUCCUGGUAGACUGGUUCCCAAUUUUUCUUCAGGUUCUUUUUUCCCUCACUUUUUAUUGAAAACUUUCAAGCAUUCAGAAAAAGUUCAAAGGCAAGGACAAUGACUAUCCAUAUAGAACCUCCACUUAGAGGGAAGUGUUAACAUUUUAUCAUAUUUACUUUUUCUUCACCCCAUAUGUGCAUGACACUUCAUCCUUAAGUAUUUCAGCUUCUCUCUCUUAAGAACAAGGAUAUUGCUCUACAUGUUGUGAUAUGACUAUCAUUUCUAAGAAUAUAAUUGCCUAAGGUAGAAUCCUUGCUCAAAAGUUCUCAAUUGUCCCAACAGAAUCUUUUUGUCUUUUCUAAAAAACAGGGUUUAAUCAAGGUUCCUACAUUACUUUUGAUGUCUUUAGUCUCUUAGUUUGGAACAGCCCAUAAUUUUUUCCAUGACACUUUUUGAAGAAUCCCUGUCAUCUGUCUUAUAGAAUGUCUUCUAGAUUUGUUUGUUUUCUUAGGCCUAUUUCUGACUCAUCUAUCUGUACAACCAUAAUAAUCACCUCUGUGCCAAUGACUCGUGACUACCUCCAGCCUUGACUGUCCUGUCUGGGUCUUUUCUUCAUCCUUCAUGUCUAAUGCCCUGUUGCAUGUCUCUUCUCUACUUCUAUCUCCUGCUACGGAAGGUGUACGUCAACUCCGAGGCCCUGCUCUCCACCCAGUAACUAACACCGGUUGCUAAAAAUGUAGCAGGCAUAUACUGUACAUUUUGCAUGUGUUGCCCUUAUUCUCAUAGCAGCUCUAUGGAGAGGUAUUAGUACUAUGCACAUUUUACUACUAAGGAAACUGAGAUAGAGGAUUAAGCAGCAGAUCACAGCUGAUUAGUAGUAGUGGAGCUGAAUACAGGCCUUACCUCCACAUGCCAUGCUCCCAGCUGCUACAUUGUCUCCUUUGUUAGCAGGAGCUGACACUUGUUUUCCUGCCCAGCUCCAACCCCAUAUAGAACAAUCAGUGGCAUUCCAUGUACUGAGUAUUUACCAAGUGUGCCAGGAUUAUGCUAAAUGUGUUAUAAGAAUAAUUGCAUACCACAUGGGAAGCCUAUAAGGGUGCUUAAGCCCAUUUUGUGGAGGAUGAGACAAGUUUAGGGGAACAAAGUUCUUAGUACAUAGCUACUUAGAGGCUAAGAUUUGAAUUCCAGUCUCUUUGGCUCUUAGGUCCCUGAUUACUGAGUAUAUUUCUACAAAAUAUCACAACUUUCAUCUGAUGCCAUAUACCAAAAAGCUUAGGCCUCAAUUAUCUUUCAUUGGGGGUUCAUCUUCCCCAUCCUUGUUUUCCCUCAAUCCCCUUACCUGAUGUUAAAUUGGCCAAAGGAACUGCCCUAAGCCAACAUUGAUUAUAUCACUUUUCCUUCUCAAAGCAUACCCGCUCCACACCCCCAUCAAAUUACCCAUUAGCUAUAAGCUUUGACUUUGCAGCUUACAUUUAAAACCCCCACUCUGGUGCCAGUCUUAUGUGUCCACUCCCCUACAUCUAAUGUAGCCUCCAGCCUAACAGACUCCUUAUUCUUUCUCAUGUGCCCUGGUCUUGCUACCUCUACGUCUAUUGUUAUCCUUCCCUCCACUAAGUCUCUGACCUCUGAGUAUGAAAAAUCCCACCCAUUUUUCUAAGAUCAAGCUCAAAUUCAACUGUUUUUCAUUAGAGAUGAUGCUUGUCUCUGCAUCCUUAGCAUUUUGCAACAAAUAACCCUUAAAACAGAACCCUCCGGUAUUAGAUGGGGUUCUUGUUUUAUCUCCCUUGCCAAACCUUGACCCCUUGAGGAUUGUAAUGGACUUCACUCAUCUGACACCUACAGUGCCUUGCAUAUGAUAGUUGCUCAAUAAAUAUUUAAUGCACUGAACCCACACAAUGAGUUUAAGAAUUUUUAUGGUACAGUUCAGAUAAUUAUGGAUUUAUCUUUAAUUCUGAGAUUUUGUAACAGAAAUAAAAAUAACCUAAAAAAGAAAUAGCAGUAAUAGUUUUUAAAAGCUGUUUAGUCAAUAAAGAUUUAGUUUAGUGUUAGUUAUUGCGCUGAUAUCCAAUCAACUACUCUAGCAUGUCCUUAUCAGGAAUGGUUUUCUUAGAACUACCUUUUGUUUCACUAUAUGAAUAACACAAAUGCAAUCUAGAAAGAAAAGGACUGUAGUCCUGUCACCUUGGUAAAACAACUGUAAACAUUUUAGUAUAUUCUUUUGUCUUUUGCAGUUUUUACCUUUUAUAAUAGUGUAAGUUACUUCCCUUAAGUACUGAAAUUUAACUUCUUUAUGUGGGUAAGCUGAGUUGGAAGAUAUGAAUUGACUUUCUAGAAUAAGAAAAAAAUCAUCUGUAAAGUCACUCUUCUAUUUCACCAAUUGUUAGAAACAUUACAAUAAAUCAAAGAUUUAGAAUCUUAGCUGCUCCCUCAAGAAAGCUAUUGGGGAUCUAAAUAGCCCGUUGAGGGAAACAACAGAACAGUUGGUGUGACCGAUGACUGAGUGCUGGUGUGACAGUUAAGGGACUUUCUUUUAUACACUUCUUCGUUGUAAUUUUUCUAUACCAAGAAUGAAUUAUUUUAAUAAAGUAAAAAUUGGCAUCUUGCAACGGAAAAAUCCUCACCAUCAGUAUUUAGCUUCCUUAGUGAAAAUAAACAAAAUCUCUAAUACAAGGACUGAUAUAAUCCCACUUCCAGAAAAACCUAGAAAGAAAUGUAACCGUUGUCUAGUCCACCUCCAUCAUAUGGAAAGCUGUAAAUUUGUGUGAUGAUUGGAUCCUGUUGACUAGGAAAGCCAGGUGUUGAUGUGGGAGGGUUUGAUCAAGCUUGUAGAAUCAGAUGUGAAUUAAAAUCUAAGCUUUCCAUCAGGUUAGGUGUCAACUUGGUAACCACCUUAACUUGUCUAAACCUACUUUCCUUAUCAGUAAAAUAAGGACAAUAUAUACCUUAUGGGUUGUUUUAAGAACUAAGUAAGAUAUUUAGGCAAAUUCCGACACAUAGUUUAAACUCAAAAACUAUUACCUUCUAUUGCUCUUACCUGAAUAGGAGCUUGAAACCAAUUCAAUGGACUCCAAAAAGAGUAGGAUGGGAUGAUUCCUGAGUAGCCGUAUGCAAACUACAAAAGCUUGCCUAGUCAUUUUUCAUGCUAGAACUUUUUUCUAUCAGAACAUAAAUUUUAUACCUGAUUUACCAAAUGACUCGCUACAGUCAAAAUUCAGUAUUACCUGUGACUGUAAUCUGACAAAUCUUACAAGUAAAUAUAUCAAAAUAAAUAUCCACCUAAGUACUUUUCCAUUCAAAGUUGUCACCUUGAAGUACUAUAUAAUAAUCUCUCCAGGAAAGAUUGUUGUUGAAAGUGUUAUACAUUAAGCUUAAGUAAAGGGGGCCUCCCUGGUGGCGAAGGUGGUUGAGCACAGCCCUGUGAAGCUGUCCGCAGCCUCUGCAGUGCUGGUUCGAUCCCCACUGGCCUCGGAGCAACCCACAUGGCGAGCAGACCUCUCUUGUCUCACCCGCUACUCCCCUCAGCAGUGUAUUUCGUCAGUCUGCCUGUUCUGUUCCCCACUCUGUCUCCGGUGAAUCCUCUCACCCUCACGUGCAUCUGGCCUAUACCCCGGUUCUUGUAUAAAUAAAAAAAAAAAAAAAACUUAAAAAAAAAGGUUAAGUAAAGGUAGCACAGUAAUAGUAGAGAUUAAAGCUCACUUUAGUGGGUUUAUGAUGUGAAUGAAUUCAGGUAGCACUGGGAGUCAUUAUAUAUUUUAACAGUAUUAAAUGUUUCUUUUUAUGAAAACCUUAAUUAUGACAUUCUCUGAAAUCUGAUUUCACAGUAUUAAAAUAAAGGCUUUAAGG